This is a messenger RNA of Phalacrocorax carbo (great cormorant), 3825 nucleotides long. NCBI's taxonomy places the organism in Eukaryota, Metazoa, Chordata, Aves, Suliformes, Phalacrocoracidae. The record is from RefSeq and is a predicted model, not a curated record.
GAGGCACUGAGAAACAAACACAGGAGCAUCCGUUCAGCUGAUCGCAUUAGGUCUUCACGCCGCUGCUGCCGCCACUUAGAUAUCUGCCUAUGCAGCCAUCCGUGUGUUCAGACAAAUAUAUAGACAGAUAGAAUGUAAGGGUAGGUCUGGAAACGUCUGUAGCUGCGGAAGGCUGCAGAGCUCUCCCGCGAAGCAGACGUAAAGGAGAGGCUCUGUUUCCCCGAACAGGGGGAGCGUUACGAAACACGAGUGUACCGACUGUGGCUGAGGAUUUUGGCAGCGCAGCGCUGAGGCUGCUUCCAUCCUUCUGUUGGCGCAGGAGGCCAUGGAGCGUUUCUCUCCCGCCAGCCCCUGCACGGUGCAGGACGCCGGUGCCCCGGCCCGGUGAGCCGCAGGGACGCCGGUGAGGGACCGCGACGGACUUUGCCUGGCUACAACAGCAGUUCCUCGACCAUAAAAGAAAGGUUUCAGCAUCGGCUGUUAGGCAGCUCGGCAGAGCACGGGGAUGGCGUCGCCCCGGGUGCGUGCAGAGCCCCUCGGCCAGCCGGGUGCCUGAGGCUGGCGGCUGUGCCGCCCCAGGCUGCUCUCUCUGCCACAGCCAACCCGGGAGAAGGCUUUUCUUUGGCAGAAGGCACCGAAGUGAUGGGCUGAACUUAUGGGAGGAACCAGCACCCGGCCAGGUGGAGAUUCAGGGGCCCGUUGGGAGGCGUGAAGGGCCCAGUUUCAGUAAGGGCAUGGCCAAAGCUUUCUUCAGGCUACAGAAGUUUCUCCGUCGGACCCAGUUUCUGCUCUUCUUCCUCACAGCAGCUUACCUGAUGGCUGGCAGCCUCCUGCUGCUACAGCGGACACGCUUGGUUAUCCAGCAAGGUUCACGUGGGACCUCUGCUAAUCAGGCCCUGCCAGUGCCGGAUGGGAUGGCUGGGGUUGGGAUCAUAGACCCCAGGAUGCUGCAAAACCCCCGCCCCGGUCCCAGGCUGUUGGUGGGCAUGGACGCGCUGCAGGAGCCGGCCCUGGACCAGCGGCACAGCCCGCGGUGGCUCGUGUCCCGCAACUCCGAGCUCAGGCAGUUGAGAAGAAGGUGGUUUCACAGGUUCAUCAGUGAUCAGGAGCCCGUGCAAACAGUGGGAUUUAAAGCAAUGAAGCACACUGCUGAACACAAAGGCACCUACAUGGGAUGCUUCAGCGAUGAUUCCAGGGAGAAGACACUGAAGGGAGCUGUGUUUUAUGACUUAAGAAAAAUGACAGUAUCUCACUGUCAGGAAGCUUGCGCUGAGAGGGCUUACACCUACGCGGGCCUGGCGUACGGAGCAGAGUGCUACUGUGGGAACAAGCUCCCAGCGACCGCCUCGAAGCCUGAGGAGUGCAACAGCGAGUGCAAGGGGGAAAAGGGCUCUGUCUGCGGAGGGGUGAACCGGCUGUCUGUCUACAGGGUGGAGGAGCUGCGAGCAGGAGCGAGACGACGGAGGAAUGUUAUCUAUCGAGGAUGUUUUAGAGCUCCAGAAAAUUUAACAGACACCUUUCCAGCCUCUUUGAUACAGCCCAAUUUGACGGUGGAGAUGUGCUCUGAAUUUUGCUCCAAGAAAGAGUUUCCCUUGGCAGUCAUCCGAGGGCGGGAGUGCUACUGCGGCUACCCCACCGGGCGCUUCUCGCUGCAUGACAGCGCAGACGGGCUGCUCUGCAGCGGGAUGCACAAUGCCAGCAGCACUGCCGACGGAAAAUACUGCCUUGUCUAUCAGACGCCGGUGCAAGACACCCGCUGCACGGACAGGAAAUUCUUAACCACCAAAUCCAAAGGGUUCGUUGCUUUGUCGAGCUUUCCUGGGGCUGGGAAUACAUGGGCUCGCCAUUUGAUAGAGCAUGCUACAGGAUACUACACGGGAAGCUAUUACUUUGAUGGAGCUCUCUACAACAAAGGUUUUAAAGGAGAAAAAGACCACUGGAGAAGUAGAAGGACCAUCUGUGUGAAAACACAUGAAAGCGGCAAGACAGAGAUUGAAAUGUUUGACUCGGCGAUCCUGUUGAUAAGGAACCCGUACAAGUCGCUGAUGGCGGAGUUCAACAGGAAAUACGCCGGGCACCUGGGCUACGCCACCGACCGCAACUGGAAGAGCAAAGAGUGGCCCGAUUUCGUGAACAGCUAUGCCUCCUGGUGGGCCUCCCACGUCCUGGACUGGCUGAAGUACGGGAAGCACCUGCUUGUCAUCCACUAUGAGGACCUGAAGCACAGCCUCAUCCCCAAGCUGAAGGAAAUGGUGGAGUUUCUGAAUAUGACAGUGACAGAGGACCGACUGCUCUGCGUCGAGAACAACAGGGAUGGGAAUUUCAAGCGGUCUGGUGCUAAGCAAAAGGAUUUUGAGCCAUUCACCCAGGAAAUGAAAGAUCUUAUCAACAGAUACAUCCUGACAGUGGAUGAAGCCCUGAGGGGAAGAAACUUCACAGGGCUGCCCAGAGAGUAUGUGCCAAGAUGAUAGCCUGGUAACACUCUGCUGUGUUUAAAAAAUAUUUUUUUCUAAAAAAAAGAAAAGAGGGGAAAAAAAGAAAAAAGAAAAAAAAAAGACCAGAGCUUUAUAGCAGUUAAAGCAAAGAUACUGUGGAGUCUGCUGAGCAGUGCAAAUUCUCUCCACUCUUGGGUGUUCUUCAGGGCACUAAAUGCUCCAGAAGGCAAGUAAUGAAGGAUGGAAAUUGGGUUAUAAACCAAGGCAAAGGCUAUUAGCGUCCACCUGCGUGUGCCCCUCCCUGCACAACUGGCUCAGAACUUCACAGCAGAGCACCCCUGCUUCUGCGGCGGGCAUCCUGCCUUCUCACCCUCACUGCCAUCACAGACCUGCCAGGGGCUGCCUGGGCCUUCACAGCAACUGUGUUGGAAAUGCACAUACGUAAAAAGGGAAAGGAACAAAAAAACCCACCUUAACACUGAUCAACAAUUUUCAUCUGGGCAUUUAAGAGAAUCAGUUGCUUUCUUAAUUUGCUGGUUAGGUCAUCCACCACAGCAGUGUCAGAGGUGCAGGGGGAGAAAAGCACCAGUGGGCAAAGGAGUCCUGAUGCUGGGUAGAGAGGUGCCCAGGCUCCCCUGCAGGAACGGCAUGGGCCUGGGCCAUGUGAGCUCCACAGCAUCCCCCAUGAUGAGAUGCAUGGCUGGGGACAUGUAGGAGAAAGCAGAAAUUCAGCAUGGCUGGAGGUGGAAAUGCCUGGGUGUCACCAGACCCAAACCAACCCAAGACCUGGCCCCAGGGGCAAAGAGAAGGCUCUAGAGGGGUGGGAGAGGAGGGGCUGCCACCUAUGUGAGGGGCUCUGCACAGGUUUCUGAAGAGUCACUGUGGGUCCUGGGAGACGCUGGGACCAAAUGUCACUGCACUGAGUGCGCUUGGUGCUAGAGGUGGCCACAGCCAGGCAGCACUGACAUGAGCCCCAGCCCUGCCAGCUCCAGCAUGGGCAAGAUCCCACCUCUCCUCCCAUCCCUGGAGGAAGACCUGGGCAGUCCAACCUGAAAAACAUUAAGCUGCUUAUCGCUGCUCUCCAGAGCCACCCCAGCUGCAACGCGUGUUUUAUUUCUAACUCACUGCAGUUCCCUGCGGUUUGUUUCAUCCCGCGCUGGGCCAUGUGUGCUGUGCGGAAGGAGUGUGGUGCGAUGCAGGGGCGGCCGGCCUCGUGGUCCUGCCCAUGGGCAGGAGCUGCCGGAGCAGCUCGGAGAGGGCUAAAGCGCACAGCCCAAGGGGCUGCCCUGCUGCAAGAUGUUUUUGUUCAUGUGAAAUAAAGGAUUCCUUAAAAACUUGAGUGAAAAUACUAGUUUUAAUAAAACAAGACGUUUAUAUAAAGGGAGCUGGA